Molecule: messenger RNA, 915 nt
Organism: Macrobrachium nipponense
Lineage: Eukaryota; Metazoa; Arthropoda; Malacostraca; Decapoda; Palaemonidae
Product: kxDL motif-containing protein CG10681-like
Exons: 3
Coding region: 164-787 (207 amino acids)
Biological process (GO): lysosome localization
Cellular component (GO): BORC complex
Source: RefSeq, a predicted model, not a curated record
GGCCUUCCCCCACUCCCACCGCCGCCCCCACAAGAAAAAAAAAAAACGGCGAAUUCCGUCAGUCUACGGAUUGUUGUAGGUGGCGGCGUUCACUUUGUUCAAAAAGGCAACCUGGGAGUCGACCGAAGACGAGGUGGAGGAGGAAGGUGACGUUUGACAGAUCAUGGCAGCUUCCUCCCCCGAAAGUGAUCUCGGAAGCAUAGAAUGCUUUCAGAAUUACACAGCUCCGGAAGUGUUCGUGCAAGGGCUAGCUGGUCAGAUUAAUCAGCAAGAUGUCGAGGCCAUUAUUAGGGCGCAGAAGCAGAUGCUCCAGAGAUUUGAAAAGACGAAUGAAAUGCUGAGUAAUUGCAAUGCUUUAUCAGCAACAAGGUUUGCUCUGGCACAGAAAGAAUUCAAAAAGCACACAGCUCUCCUCGUUGAAAUGAAAAAGGAUCUUGACCAUAUCUUCAAGCGUAUCAGAAACAUCAAGACUAAACUAUCUAAUCAGUACCCAAGUGCUUUUACUGCUGCCCAGGAAAAAGUAUUUAAGGAAGCUGAUGAAGAUGAGGAAGGAGAAUCAAGUAAUCGUAACCAGGUAGAGUCUUCAGAAAAUAACAAGCGAACAUCUGUGUCUGGGGAAAGUGCUCAGAGUGGGCAUUCAAGUAAGUCUGAACAAGUCGAAGAGAUGGAACAGUCAAGCGAUGGCAGUAGAGCAGAUACAGAGAGACAAAUGAAGAAAACUGCUAGUAGUUCUUCUGACAGUAGUAGCAGUGCAAAGCUAUCAAGCUCUUCUUCCUUCGAUAAUUGAUUAUGAUGUACAUUACUGAUAUAAUACAUUUUUAUUAUUUAUUUGUUUGUACCUGAUAAUAUUUAAGGUACUGUUUGAACAGUUACGUUAGUGUUGUAGAUGGAAUUUGUUAAUAAAAGAUGUUUAAA